AGUGCCAUCAUUAAUCCGGCCGCCGAACAUCGCCGGGGGGGGGAAUUCGAGUAUUUAUUGGUCAGACGACGGCCAACAGACAAUUGUGUGUGCCAUCGAGUCCAUCAGACAACAACCAAGCAGCCAAGCAGCUUCAGUUCAAGACUAACCGACGAAAAACCCAAACAACAAAACUUCACAAUGUAUCACUCUGUAAGUUUUACACUUAGUUAUUAUUAUUAUUUUUUUUUUAUUUUUUUCAACGCACACUCUGAACACAUUAAUAUUAUAAAUACGCGAUUUUAAAAUAACAUUUUUUUUCUAUCUAUUCGACCGACUCGGGAAAAUAAAUCCACAACAAGUUUAACGGUCUUUUUUUUUUCCGGACCACCCCGUUUCUGUAUAUUUGUUCAUUUCGGUACACGCCGGGUGUUUAUUCAAUACGACAACACGCACCGAACACGUGACCGACUGCGCGGGUUUUUGUCCGAAAAUGUUUUUCCGCUCGUAUUUUCGUUGUAUACACGCGGCGGGAAUCGAAAUUCACGUAUUGUGCGAGCGAUCUGUGUAGACGGGUAAUGUACCGGGUAUUCUCUAUCUGCUCGUACUUGUGAAAUAAUAUACAAACACUCGAAACCACGAGACGAGAAACAAAAGAAAAUCCGUGACACGGCGUUUUUUUACGGCCCUCGACGACAACACGAUAAUUGUUAUAGCGUCGUACGCGCCGAUCCGCGAACGCAACACGGAAAAGCUUCUUCUAUUCUUUUUUUUCCCCGUCAUUCAAACCGCGUAACACACUCGAGAGCGCAAACAAUAAUGUCGCAGGGUACCGGCCGAGUCUAUACCGGCCUAGCCCCGAAAUACGUAUAUCGUUAUGAUUUCCGUGUUCGGAUGGAUGCGCUUUGAUAACCUAAAAUUGCAAUACUACCGCGAACAAUCAUUCGCACGUACACGUGUUUACCGGUGUUUACAGACAGCUUUACUCGUUUUGGCUUCGGCCUGCGCCGUCUUCAGCGCCCCACAAGCCGCCUACUACGCCCCGGCCUCGGUCGCCAGCACUACGCCCAUCCCGAUCGUCGCCCAGACCCAAGAAUUGAACCUCGACGGAUCCUACCAGUACAGGUAAGCGGUCGCGAGACGAACGCCAACCGUAAUCGUAAACCGUACCGUAAAGGCGCGCUGUAUACUAAUCGUUUUUUUCGUUCCGUUGCGCGCGCGCAGCUACCAGACCGGCAACGGAAUCUCGUCCGGCGAAUCCGGAUACGUCAAGAACCCGGGAACCGAAGCCGAGGGACAGGUCGCCCAGGGAUACUACUUGUACACCGGCCCGGACGGUGUCGUGUACCAGGUGGAAUACUUCGCCGACGCCGAGAACGGUUUCGUCGCCAAGGGAGCUCAUUUCCCCACACCGCCACCACUCCCAGAAGCGUUGGUCCGCGCCAACGAACUGGCCUACAAGAACGCCGCCGCCGACGCCGGACAAUACGACGAGAGGGGUUUCCCGAUCGCCGCCGCCGCCAAACGGUAUUAGACCGCCAGUGCUCCCCUCCCCCUGACCAACAUCGAAAAACCAACAACUGCCUGACGUUUUUCAAUAUUUUUGUAAAUCCAAUCUACUUCCUUUACCAUUGAUUCUUUUUUCGCUGUUCUUGAUAUAUAUAUAUAUAUAAAUAUAUAUAAAAUUUAAAAAAAAAUUCAACAAUCCGGUUCGAUGGCUCAACGAAAACGCGAACCGAAUUGUUUUCUUUUUUUUUUUUUAGCUCUUUCGACAAACGCCACAAAGAAACGUCUCUCAUAGUUGACGUUUCUGUUGUCGCUACUUUAUAAUAACGUAUAUGUAUAUCUCGGUCUGGUCUAUAAUCCAUUCGAGAUAGUAUUUUGUUUACCAUAAUAUAAUAAUCAUAUUAUAUCAUGUGUAAUAAUAUGUAUGUGUCAUUUUGUAGAGUUUAAGUUUUGAAAUUAAAAACGAAUUUUUAAAACAAAUCAAAU
This is a messenger RNA of Cinara cedri, 1971 nucleotides long. Lineage: Eukaryota; Metazoa; Arthropoda; Insecta; Hemiptera; Aphididae. The record is from the annotation of a GenBank genome assembly.